Molecule: messenger RNA, 2145 nt
Organism: Penicillium canariense
Lineage: Eukaryota; Fungi; Ascomycota; Eurotiomycetes; Eurotiales; Aspergillaceae
Exons: 1
Coding region: 1-2145 (714 amino acids)
Molecular function (GO): protein binding
Source: RefSeq, a predicted model, not a curated record
AUGACCGUGCCCGAACCCCCGAUUGCACUAACGGGGCAUUGCUCCGUCAUCUCCGGUAACACGCUGUAUGCCUAUUCCUCCACAGGCUUCUUAUCAAUUCCGCUCAAAGUCAAUGGGACAUGGAUUCCAUUGAAUGGCGGAGUCUCUGUCUCCAAUGCCGUCUGCUUGAAAGGCGGGAUAGACGGCAGCCAGGACGACGACGAAGCGUUGUAUGUGGUCGGCGGGACCGCCACCAACUCUAACGACACCUAUUCCGGGCUGCAAAGGUUUUCUUUCAAGGAUCAGAAAUGGCAAACUCUUGGGUCUGCGCCAACGGUCGUGACGGAUUGGACGGGCCAUGGUGCCGCAUUCGUCGCGUCUAAUUCCUCAAUCAUUGUUUAUGCCGGUAAUCAGGGUGACAAGUCGGGUAUUUCUUGCUCGUCCUACCGGAUCUCAACAGCACCACCUUAUGUCAUAACCUCCGAGCUCGACCAUGGAGCUCCCUGCUUGAGUAGCCCCCAACUGCUCCCUUGGAAUUCGUCCCACGUGGGCAUGUUUGGUGGGGACGAAAACAACUUGGCCGUCUACACCUACAGCAUCUCCACAGGAUGGGCAAACUCACCUGUGAGCCUUCGGUCCGGCCUUUCACCUUCUACUCCGCUGGCCCUCUUCUCCGGAUCGGGAGACAGCAAGGUGCUGGAAUAUUUCAACAUGGAUGCUUCCCCGAACUCUGUGGUUAAUUACGAGCUUAUCAGCUCCGAUGGGAAGUCGGAGAGCCCUGCCGUGGCGGUUGGCUCGGCGUCGAAGAAACGGAGUACAGGCGAAUAUCCCACCUACAACGACACGCUUGCUCCCAGCAACAAGUGGUCGGAUUACGCUCUAGCCCAGGGAAGUAAUGGUAUGGUUGUUCUCUCGAGUGGCCAGAGCCAAAAUGCGCUCGUCAUAUUCAACCAAACCUCCAACAGCUGGGUCAACUCGACAGAACUCUUCCAAGGCAAAAGUGAACAGCACGUUCUGACGGCGACUACCACCACAUCGACUACCAUGACCCCGACAGCCACGCCGACUACUUCGGCUUCGACCUCGGCCAGCGCGACCCCCAGCUCUACUACCACCGCCGCUGCUGCUGCUGGCGGUAGUUCCCACACUGACUCCAAGGUCAUCAUUGGCGCUACCCUGGGCAGUGCAUGCGGUGUUGCCCUAAUUCUGCUUCUGAUCUUGUGGCUGCUUAAACGCGAAAGAAUAAAGAGAGAGCAGAAUGGCCAGGCCCGCGGCGGUGACAACAAGGACCGACUGAGUUUCCAGGACCAGGGCAUAGAACCCCUGGCCAACCGCGCCUACCCCAUGGCCAAGAGCCCCGUUCCCUUCGCCUCGAUGUCGGUCGACUCGCUAGCGAUCAUGUCCGGCAAGUACUCCGGGGAGAAAGCUCUCAUGCCUCCCUCCUCCAACCUUGGAUAUGGCCUGUCGGCGGCGCCCCGCCAUAGUAAACCACUCUCUCCCAUUCCAUCCAGUGGCCUCGCCCCAUCCAGCAUGUAUUCUGAAGACGCCUACCGCAACAGCGACCCCGCGCCCUCCGAACUGGGCCACAAGCCCGGUGACCGCACCACCGACGAAGGCUGGGGCAAAUACUUCCAAGAUAACAGGGCGUCGAACCUCGCCGGAAUGCCAUCCGAUCGUUCAACCACAAGCUCCGUCUACACGAAAUCCGACUAUCGCGGCAGCGCCUGGCCUAUGUCAAAUCUGGCCCCGUUAAACUUGGGCUUCCUCGACCAGCCCAAGCCGUUGGGCCGCGUGAACAGCGGUAGCCCGACGACCGAGCACGCAUCUUCGGACCGCAGACUCGCCAUCCCCGAGAGCCAAAGCGCACGGAUAUCCAGCGCCGACUCGAUUAGCAUUGCCAGUGACGACGACCCGCACGACACGAAUUGGACCGGCGCACACCAGUCCAGCUGGCUCGGUCGCCCCCCCAGUAGCAACUACAGCACGAGCUUCUAUGACAGCAGCACGCGGGAUCCGCCGGGUUUGAAUUCGCAGUUGCCGCGGCACUCGAACGGCCGCCGCUCGAGUGUUGUGAUCCCGAGCGAUAUCGAUGAGUUGCCGACGCCGGGGCGGAGCAAUAACGUCAACUCCGAUAUGAGUUGGCUUAAUCUCCAGGCGGAGCGGUAA